This is a messenger RNA of Ochotona princeps (American pika), 3482 nucleotides long. RefSeq names its product heat shock transcription factor 5 (gene HSF5). The record is from RefSeq and is a predicted model, not a curated record. The transcript is spliced from 6 exons. Gene Ontology annotation, molecular function: DNA-binding transcription factor activity; sequence-specific DNA binding. Gene Ontology annotation, biological process: regulation of DNA-templated transcription. Lineage: Eukaryota; Metazoa; Chordata; Mammalia; Lagomorpha; Ochotonidae. The coding region runs from base 120 to 1946 and encodes 608 amino acids.
CGGCAACCGGGGGUCUGGCAGGAGGGGGCAGGGCGAAGCGAAGGCCGGGGGGAUCGAGAACGGGGUGGGAGAGCCAGGCUCGGCGGGGUGAGGCCCAGGCCCAGGCCCGGGCGGGGGCAAUGGAGGAGGCGCUGCUCUCCACCCCCAUCAACCCCAACAACUUCCCAGCCAAGCUGUGGCGGUUGGUGAACAGCCCCCGGUACCGCUCGAUCCGCUGGGACGGCCGCGGCGAGGGGCUGCUCAUCGACCAGCCGCUCUUCGAGGCCGAACUCCUCAGCCCUCCCGGGCCAGGGGCCGGGGCCGGUGGCAGUGCCGGGGCUGCCGGGACUGAACCUGAGCUCUUCAAAACCACCAACUUCACCAGCUUCAUCCGGCAGCUCAACCUCUACGGCUUCCGCAAGGUGGUGCUGGGUGGCCCGGGCACGGCGGGGCCUGGGCCUGGGGGCGGCGGGCCGGCUGGCGACGGGCCGCUCCACCAUUUCCACAGCCCGCACUUCCGCCGCGACCAGCCGCAGCUGCUGGUGCACCUCAAGAGGCUCACCAGCGCCAACAAGGCCAAGCUGGCGGCCGGCCUGGAGGUGCCCUGCCGCCCACCCAACCGCUUCCAGAGGCUCCUUAUCACCUCGGCCUCUGCCUCCACCUCCCCGCUGCAGCAGCAGGAGCCGCCGCCACCGGCCGCGGGGCCCCGGCCCGAGCCUCACGGACCAGUGGCUGUUGGACAAUUUCACCGGUCAUUCCGGCGAGAUAGUUUGUCUCCUUACUCCUAUGUAACAACAUCAUCCCACAACCACAGUACUUUCCCUCUGAAAGGUUUAGAUCGGACCCCGAUUCCUUCUAGAACAUGGCAGAACUCCCUUGGAAUGCACCCUGGACAAGUGGAGACGUCUCCCACUUUUUCAGAUAAAGGAGUUCCAUUUCCUGUACUGCAGAGGUUUCCAACUGAGGUUACCUACACACUGCACCCCAGCAACACAUCUGUACAUGUUCAACAAGGUCCUCAAACCAUGGUCAACUCCUCCCAAAAAUACAGUAACUACACGCCCUCAGCGCAGUACUCCCAAGCCUACUAUCCAACAGCUGUGCUCCAGUGCUGUUCUCCUUCCACCCACAUGGAUGCCCUCAGUAGCUGUGCCACGCCCACUGCCUCUUCCUAUGCCCACUGUAACUACUUCCAGAAUCCUCCAAUGCAGUCCUCCUAUCCAGUUGAAUUUCUGCCUUCUAAUUGGUCUUGCAAUGCUACUGAUGAAAACAAAAAGACAGAAGUAAACCUAGAGGCUGUCUUUCAGAUAGUGGAUGAGUUGCAUUCCUCCCCUAAAUUGGAGAUGGUAAAAGUGGAGCCUGUUGAAAGCCAGUGUUCGACAUCUCAGCCCAACAGAGGCCAGCAUAUCCUAGCUAAUUCAAACAACAGCAACUCGUCUUCUGCCAGUCAGGCUAGCCAGCUGGAGCCACUUACUCCUGUCGGCUCAGAUAUUACCUCUUUUGUGGUGGGAACAGAACAAGCCAUUACCUGCCCUCUGCCACAGUCACCUGAGUACAUCUAUACCAUCCACACGGCUCAGCCUGUUGAAAAUAGCACAGUGCAAGAAUCUACAGCCAUUCAACAAGCCCAUGUCAAACUGAAGGAGCAACUGAGUCAGAAUCCAUCUCCAUCUUCUGUAGUGUUUGUACAGGAAGGGCUACCAUUCAGCACACACCAGGUGGAUGCCAGUAUAAAAUGCCAGACCAGUCCACCUGAGAGUAUCCUGCCUUCGGAACAAAUGGGAUUCCUCAUUUCAGAAAUGGGGCCUGCCAGCAAAGCCAGCAAAGACACAGGUUUAUCCACUCCAGCCAGACACAGAGAACGAAGAAGUAACUCACAGCAAGGGAAGUCCCCUGAUCUUCAUCUGCUGGUGGACGUGGCUUGCAAGCAGGAGCACUUUCCAAAGGAAGAAGAAUUAAAAGAGUGAGGAGUGGAUGCCAAAUGUGACGUCGUGCACUAGCUGUAGCUGGAGGCAGACUAGCCUAGCACAUGACACACUGUUGGGAUUUUUUCAGUUCUGUUAAGGAAAAAAAAAGUAUUUUUUGUUUUGUUCAUUGGAAAUUUUCUUCAUUGAGAAUUGGGAAUUUGGUAUUUAUUACAGCUGUUCAGUUCAGAUAAUUUACCUUGACAAAAUACUAAACAUCUAGCAGCCGUGCUUUUUUGCUGCUCAGAUCCCUUCCACAUGAAAAGUCCUGGCCUUCUGUUACAGUCUAGAAGCAUCUGAGAACCGCGGCAUCAGUGGCACUGGAGAGCAACGUGUUUGUGUGUGUGUGCCUACCUGUCGUGUUGCCACUCUCAACUAGCAGUCAGCACAGCUUCCGGGUCAGGGAGCUCAGUCUGUCUGUUCAAGCGAUGGUGUGAUCCUUUCAGAGACAGACACAUGAAGUCACCAAGAUCACACGUUUAAAUGGGUCAGAAAUUCUAGGGAAGAAACUUGGGGAGAGAGCUAAUUUUCUGACUGAUUAACCAGGAAAUUCUCUUACUUCCCAACCCAGCAUCCUGUUUCAAGAGCAAGGUGCCCAGUUUUUGGACUAUGCAUUACACUCAACAGCUCCUGAUUCUUUUAUAUUACGGGGAGCAUUCUUGUAUUUUCCUAGCUUUAAUUUUAUUGAAACAUUACCAUAAUGAUAAAGUUUUGUUGAUAUGUCACUUAUUUAAAUGUCUUGUAAAGAAAAUAUUUAACUUGUUUAAUAUAGCAGUAUUUAUAAAUGCUGAUAGUGUUAAUGGUUCUAAAACUUUAUAUUUUUAUUAAUAUUUCAGAAUUGAAGGAUAAAGGAUACAUAUGUAAUUUAUUUUGAAGGGGAAAUAUACAAUAUGUGAACAAAACCAUUAAGAGAUUUAAUAGUGUUUUCUUAUUUUGUAUUUUUGCACUCAGUAGGUAUAAAAUCCUCACCUACAUAAGGUUUUGUGUGCCAGUUUGGGGGAAAACUGAUUAGCAGUCAUUUGACAGAAGCUGUGCCUUGGAUAUUUUCUAGUAAUCUGUAUUUGGUUUAAGCGUCUGGGAGAUUUUUGGGUAGCGUGCUAGACUGUCAUUUUUUUCUUUCCUCUCGCUAUAGGGUUCUGAAUCUGAGCGGUAGGCUUGUGGGACUGUUCCUUAGGAGAGGUGCACAUCUUGGAUGCCCAGUUUCUGUGGUUGCACAUGCAGUAGCCUCAAGAAACUUUUUGAUCUGAAAUCUUUUAAAUUGGCUAGAGUUUAUUGAGUUCUGAGUUAUGGAGUUACUGGGUUGUGCCUCAGUUUUCCAAACAAGCACUGCAGAAACAAAAGGAAAGCCUAGGAAUAUGAAAGCAAUGAGAAAGAAAAGGCACUUGUGACAUGACUUAAAUACUUCGUUAGCUAUUGUGGUAUUACAGGUCAUUUUUCAAAAUUGCAUUGUGCCUUCCCAAUGAUGUUAAAUCCUAAAAAUGUUGAGAUCUAGGGUUCUUUUUCUCAUUUUUUUCUUUUUAAAUAAAAAGGUGAACUCUG